AACGAACUUGACUUAAAUGGUGAUCUAAUGUAAUCGUUUUUAACAGAAAAAUAAUAGUAACAACACAAGCAAGAAAUGUAAAUAUGACUUCUAAACGGAAUACAAGAAAUUCUAAAUUAACAAAAACGAAAAACUACAACACAUUAAUACUAAAUGAUGUCCUUUGUCCGAUAUGUAGAAGUAUUUUAGUGGAACCAGUAACUCUUCCUUGUAAUCAUGUUUUCUGUUUAUUUUGUUUUGAGAAUACCAUGGAAAAUGCUAACUUAGUAUGCCCUUUGUGUAGAUUGAGGAUAGGAUCUUGGCUGAGGAAAGUUAAAAAGGAGAAUACGCUUAUAAAUGAGGAUUUAUGGAAAGCUAUAAAAGACAAAUUUCCGCAACAUGUUAAAAACAAGUCAAAUGGAGUUGAUGAAAACCUGGAAGAAGAACAUCGUGACGUAAUAGUUGCUUACCCUGGAGAAAUAAGGAAAGAAUAUGAAAUACAAAAACAGAAAGAAGAUGAUGAAUUAAGGAAGCAACGGGAAGCUGAUCUAAAAGCUAGUGAAGAAUUAAUAAGGAAACUCAAGGAAGAAGAAGAUUAUCAGAAGGCUGUAAUGGAAGAAAAAUUAAAAUUUGAUGAAGAAAUCGCUAAAAAAUUAGCUGAAAAUUUAGCAUCUCAACAAGCUUCUACCUCAAAAUCUAAAGUUGCCUCUAAAAAAUUGGGUCCUAUGGACAGUUUUGUAAAGAAAGACACUGAACCAAAUCAAAAUAAUUCUAAUAAUUUCUUUAACAAAGAAUACACUUGUAGAAUUUUGUGUUUAGGAAAUCAAAACGAAUCAACUUCUAAAAAUGCUAAAAAUUUUUCACCGAAAAUCCAAAAGAAAAUUCAGCAAAUUCAAAAGCUGGUCGACUUAGAUAUGCUUAGUGAUGCUAGUGACUGCAUAGAAUCUGAAUUGAGAUAUUUUAAACCAAUAGAAUAUAAGCUCAACCCUCCAUCUCAUAAAAAACCACCCCUUAAAAUCACACCUAAGAAACUUAAUAUGGAUACAGAAGCUAAAGUACUCUCGCCAAGUGGUGCCAUCAAUUUUAAUUCAAAUAGUUUGGAAUCUGCUUUCGCUAGAUUUUCAGUACAGUUGCCAAAUAACCCUAGUUCAACUGAAACUUCAUCGACGCCAUUACAAAAUAAAUCACCGAUACUAAAACGCACAAUAUCUCACGAUGAUGUGGAUGCCAGCACUUCUGGAAAGAAACCCAAAUUGGAAGAAUCAGUCUCGAAAGUUAAAAACUCAACACACACAAAAACUGGUACUCCCAAAGUACAACUAAAUUUGUUUCCUUCUGCGCGAAAGAAGCUAUUUAAUAUUCAAGAUUCGCCUAACAAUGUCGAAAGUCCCCCGUUUUGUGGUUUUGAAAAAGAAAAAAACAAAAAAUCUAAUCUACAGAAAAGGAAUUUGUUUCCACAGAAACGAAAUGGUAUGUUAAUAGACGAACAAUCACUGGCUGAAAGGUUAAAAAGAGAACAGGAAAAGUCCGAUUUGGAAUAUGCGAAAAGGCUUCAAGAAGCACUUGACGAGGGUCGCUGUAUGAGGAGUUCUCGAAGUAGUGGCAUCUCAAAAAGACAAAGUACAUUGGAUGAAAUGAUCAAAAGUCCAUAUAGAAUAAAAUCAAAUACUUCAUAAUAUAUAUAGUAUUGUUCUACAUGUUUAUUAAAGAAGUGUAUGUUUUUUUAUUACAAAUGUUGAAAUACCUUUAUUUUAAACUAAAAAAAUAUUUUAGGCUGCAAUGUAUUGCUUGAAACUUAUAAUUAAAACUGUUUCAUAA
This is a messenger RNA of Diabrotica balteata, 1797 nucleotides long. Lineage: Eukaryota; Metazoa; Arthropoda; Insecta; Coleoptera; Chrysomelidae. The record is from the annotation of a GenBank genome assembly.